CAGAUGACAGAGACGAGUUAAAACAUUUGUUUGGAGGAGAUUGAAAUAAAGCACUGGUUGUAUUUAUAGAUGGAUGGAUGUGCCAUCAAUCCAGUCUAUACUUUUUUUUCCUCUGAGAUGAAGAACUGGACUGAGAGCAGAAGAUACUGUAGAGAGAGAGGAGCAGAUCUGAUCAUCAUCAACAACAGAGGGGAAGAAGACUUUGUUAGGAGCGUGUCUGUUUGGACAGCAGUCUGGAUUGGUUUGACUGACAGUGAUGAAGAGGGCAGAUGGAAAUGGGUUGAUGGCAGCACACUGACCUCUGGCUUCUGGACAUCUGGAGAGCCAAACAGUUACAUGGGUCUAGAGGAAGACUGUGUUGUAGCUUCAUACGGAUGGAAUGAUUGUCCAUGUAAUGGGGCAUUUAGAUGGAUUUGUGAGAAGACUAUAUUUUAAAAUGAAACUAUCACUACCACAACACAAACUUGUAUGUACCUUAAUAUGAUACAAAUACACAACGGUAGCACUUUACAGUUAGUGUACUUCGCUGGUACAUACGUGGUAAAUAUCUUUAC
Molecule: messenger RNA, 554 nt
Organism: Cyprinus carpio (common carp)
Lineage: Eukaryota; Metazoa; Chordata; Actinopteri; Cypriniformes; Cyprinidae
Product: CD209 antigen-like protein C
Biological process (GO): biological process involved in interspecies interaction between organisms
Cellular component (GO): external side of plasma membrane
Molecular function (GO): fucose binding; D-mannose binding
Source: RefSeq, a predicted model, not a curated record